This is a messenger RNA of Myxocyprinus asiaticus (Chinese sucker), 4353 nucleotides long. RefSeq lists its product as uncharacterized. Bases 715 to 3084 code for a protein of 789 amino acids. The transcript has 11 exons. Lineage: Eukaryota; Metazoa; Chordata; Actinopteri; Cypriniformes; Catostomidae. The record is from RefSeq and is a predicted model, not a curated record.
ACUGUAAUCGGAUAUUUUCGUUUCUCAUAAUGUAACUGGUCUGGUGUUGGCUGUAUGAAAGUCUGUCAGAUGUUUUGUCUUCAGUCAGCAGGGCCAUUCUGACAUUCUGGGAAUCAAAAGUCACAUUCGUUUGUGUCAGCGGCGGUUUAACGUGUUCUAGAUCGAUAUAUAAGCGUUUCCGUGAGUUACAGCGAAAGCACAGAGAUCCAAACUGAGAGUUGCUGAGAUUAGUCAUCGCAUGGAAAGUUCUCUGCCAACGCGUCGCUUAUUUACAUAAAUUAUUUGUGUUUUAAAACCGCGUGCUAUUUGGUUUAAAGGUGCUCGCGCUCAUAUUUCAUUUAAACAGGAGCGACUGCACGCGUGUAAAAUGAAACAAAUUAAUUACGAAACAGUUUGAGAACAUUGUUCAUGCUGGGAGAGAUUUGAAAGUUGCUUUGUAAUAUAAAUAAUACAAUAUAAAAUAAUAGAAUAUAGAGUUUGAAGCAGGUUUCACAGUGUCUGUGUGUCUGUGUGUGUGUGUGUUCAGGGCUCAAGGCCGACGUGGAUUGUGGUUGAGUUCUGUAAACAGUCUGACUGUCAGUAGGGGAAAGUGAGCUAUCAUCAAUUGGAUCCACCCAAACCAAAGGACAACUGUCCUACAAAAUACAAGUGAUAGAUUUACUCUGGUGUGUAGAGUAAAUAAACCACAGCCUGUAAAAGGCGCCUGCUGUAAGUAUGAUGACUACAAGAGGUAAAAGUGAAGGAUGUCGCAUCUGUGGGAGUGACCUGCAGGGUAACCAGCGGCGAUGGUUGUAUGCGGCUCAGAACCGGAAGGGGGCACAACCUCAGACGCCAACAGACUUGUCUAGCAAGGGAAGCCUGCUCAGAUCAGCACAGAGCAGCCCAUGGGGCAGUACAUUAUCUCUCAGUUCUUCUCCUUCCCUCUCCAAGUCUCGUGCUUUGCUCACCCCUACAAAAGGAAUGGAUCUGCUCUGUGUGCUGACACACAUAUUAGAGCAGCCUGUACCACGUGGGGACGGUCAGGGGGAAUUUUUAUGCGGCAAGUGUGUGUCCGUUCUGGAGAGAGUUUUCAAGUUCGACACUGUCAUUGCCCGGGUCAGGGCACUGUCGAGCGAGAGGCUUCAGAGACUCUCUCAGGAAAGAGACCAGAUUAGGCGAUUGGUACGAAGUUUGUACCAUCAACGCCAUCCUUCUAGUUCUAGAAACAAUGGAAGCUCCAGCGAGGAUGAAGGCGACCCAGGAAGGCAGGAGAGAAAGGAUUCGGCAGGGGAAGGAUACCGAGAACUGCUGAGGGACAAUAUGGUGCUCUCCGAGUAUGAAUGGUGGUCCGAGAAAGCGGAUUCAUGUCCAUAUUAUAGGAAAACAGGGAAAAGAUGCCAUGAAGGGAAGAAAUGUGAUGGUUGUGACUUCUUAAGGGUGUCCGAUUCGGAUUAUGAGUCAGUUUGCGGGGUACCCCGUCACCUGCCCGAACAAGCCUUCACCUCAUUGGGUCUCUCCAGGGACAAGUCCCGCAGCAUGCCUCUUCAUUGGUCAAGAGUACCAUCUGUUUGCUCAAGCCCCGCCUCGCUGUCUGGUUCCUGUCACUCUUUACGAUCACGAUCCCGCACUGCCUCUGUCCAAUCACUGGACUCUUUGGGUGGCAAUGAUCCCUUUGAUUGGCCAGAAGAGCAGGCAGUCAUCUUCAAAACAAUUUUCAAAGAGUUGAGGGGAAUUGAAGGAAAACCUGUGAGGUCGCCAGCUGGAAGUCGCAUUCCUGUGUUGGGGCGAGGGGGAGUGCAGAUUGGAAAGGAUGAAGUGGAAGCAAAAGUGGGGUUAGUGAGGGUACUGAAUUUUGGAGAGGGGGAUAAUGGGACGGAGAAUGAGUUUGAGGAAGAGGGCGAUGACAUCUUGACUGAACUGAGAGACGAGUUUCUGCCAUUGCAAAGAAAGGUGACUGCAGGUAGAGUGCACCCUGCAGUGAAUCUGUUACGUGAACAGCUUGUUCAAGCUCAGACUCGCAUCAGAACUCUUGAGGCACAGCUCAGGGAUGCCAACAAACAAGCAACCAGCGCUGUUGUCAAUCAAUCAAAGUCUUCUCCGCAAGAGACCAGUGGGAAGAAUAAAAAUGACUUGAUAGAGAGUCUCAGCCAAUCGCUGCACAGCAGAGAGAGUGUAAUCCAGGAAUGUGUGACUUUGAUCCAGAAGCUGUGUGCUGAGCAGGGGGUGGAGUCAGAGGAGACUGACAAACUCAUCACACAACUAACCAGUGGUGUGGGUGAUAAACACAAUGAGCAUGAGGCUGUUCUGGAGGCCCAGCUGUCAGAGGUGAGGGAGAGAGAGAAAGCUCUGGAAAACCAGCUGCAGGCUCUCCGGGACGCUGGCAAAGAGCGAGACCGAGACUUCAUCACACUCGACACUGUGCUUCAGUGUAACCAGGAUAUUAUUAAUCACUUUCGUGUAGAGCUUGCAGAGCGAGAUCGAGCUCAGCAGGAGAUGAUGAAAGAGUGGGGGGUUUGGAAAGAGCGAGAUUCAGCCCUGACUGCCUUGGUGAAGGACAACGAAGCGUUCAUUUCCCAGCUAAAGGAGGCGCUAGAGAGUUCACGGCGAGAUGUGCAGGCUCUCUCGAACUCUCUGAUUGGUCGGGGAUUAGAAGGGGGUGAUGCUGAGGUCGGAUUGGUCAAUCAGUUGCGAGAGAAAGAAUCUCUGCUGGCAGCGAGCGUCAGAGAUAGAGAGGAGCUCAGCGUCACCAUGAGGCAGGAGAUUUCAAAACUCUCCACAGCCUUAAAAGACUCUGAAACCCUCAUACAGGACCAAAGAGAAAAUCACAAACAAGCCAUCAGUGAAAUGUCACAGCGACUCAAAAACGCACUUGAGGAACUGAGAGAGAAAACCAAAGAGAAGAAGGAAGCUGAACUUGGACGAAAAAAGGAAAAUAAGGAGAGAGCUUUCGAGGAAAGAAAACUGAGAGACAAUCUUCAGAAGAGGGACAAACUCAUCGAGCAAGUUCUUUUGGAGCUAGAGGAGCGUGAUGGUGUGCUAACAGAGCUAAAGCAAAACAUCUCUACCAGGCUUGGACCCAAGACCAACCUUAAACAAACACUGUGAGUGUUUAAGAGGCGGAUAAUAUGAAAUGAUCCUGUGAAUACACUGAAUUUGUUGAUUGGCUGUUGAUCUUUCAUUUGUGUAAUUUAUUAAUAAAUGCACUACCUUCACUAUGCAGAUACUGUAAAUUAGAGUUCAACUGUCAAAUGCUUUAUAGUCUUCUGCACUAAUUUCUUACAGAGAUGCGGAUUUCUGCACUUAACAUCUUGAUGUGCAGUUUUUGGUUUCAGCUUUUGAUAAAAUUAAGAGGUUUUUGGAAAUUCUUAAAACCAAAAGAAAAUCGAGACAGACCUACGGUAUUCUGCACUCUGAGGUUUUUGUGGCUCUGUUCAGUAUAACCUGUGAAAUGUCAUUCCAGUAGUGUCUUAUGUCGUAUGUAAGAUGUAGAUUGCUGAAGACUGGACUUUUAAGGAGGUCGCUAGUAUAUGAAGAAAUGUUAUUUUAGUUUAUAUGAAUUAAUGACUGUACCAUUACAGGAUGCAGAAUGUAGCACUGUUUCCCACACAUUUUCAGGUUGUGGUUCCAAGAUUUACAUAGUUACACACCUGUGCCUUUUCUACGCCCAUACACGCUUUUCUAUAGCCCACAUUCCUCACUGCCUCAAAAUUUGAAUUAUGCUUAUGUUUUAUUGAUUAUGGCUGCAUAAUAUGUUUAUUGCUGCUUUUCUCUUAUUGCUUAAUUUGUCUUUUCCUGUAUUUUCAGUGUGGUCUUAUGUUUUGUCAUGUAUUUAUAAAUGUUUUGUCAUGUUAUGUUGAUUUGUCUCAGAGGUGCAGUCUCAUUCCCAUUUUUUUUUUUUUUUUUUUUUUUUUUUUUUUUAUAUUGAAGGAAAAUACUUGGAUUUGAUAAUGCUGCAUAUUACAUGAAUAUUCUAUGUUUUUAAUCUGCUUGUUUAUAUUUUUAUUUGGGUAUGCUGGAAUUUUUCUCACAGCUUGGGACAUACCUCGUUUCCAUUAAGGAAAUAAUCAAAUUAGCCUCAAGUGUAUGUGGGUUAUGGUUCUAAAAGUUUUGUUUGAGGUUCUUUUAUUUCUGAAAUAUUAAAAUGUUCUUUUUUAAGAACUCAGGGGUGUAAUUGAUAAUAAAAACCUCAAGAUAUCUAAAUGAGUGAGUUUUGUGCGACCAUUAUUUGUGUCGAGUAGAAUUUUAUCAAAAGCAGUUGGAUUCUUGUGUAGAAAAGUUAUUUUCCGAUCAGCUUAAACUCAAAAAAACGUCUUUAAAUAGAAAAUGAAAUUCAGGUGGUUUCAACUAAAUUCUCCACAUUUAAAUAACAUGCAU